GAAAGGGAGGAGGGGGAGAGAGACUCUGGGCUGCCGCCGCUGCCUUGUGGGUUUCGUUACACUCGCUGGCAGGCUGGGUGCCGGCUCCCUCGCCCGCCUGCCUGGGAAAGUGGGUUACGGAGGGAAGAGGCUCAGCUCAGACACUGGCAAAGGAGCAUCCAGCCACCGAGGGACCAGAGAACACCUUCCUUUUUGCCGCCUUCUCGUCACCUUUUUCUAGAGGGUUUUUUAUAUUUGUACUCUCUUCUUUGAAAUUUUGUUCCUUUGACUUUUUCCCAUCUCUGCUCGGGUUUUACGAGGGCUUUGUUAAGUCUUAAGAGGGAAAAGAGGCUGAGCCGGGCAAAGAGAGAGGCCAAGUGGAAAGGACCGCAAAUUGGCAAAGCCCGUUCUGCCUUUGCCGUGGAUGAAAGCCCUCUGUUUGUAAAGCCCUCUCGGCGCGAGCAGCACGCGCACACCCUCCAGAGUCGCCCGCGACCCGCACCUCGGCGUGGCCACCAUGGUCGCUAGAGUUCAGCCCGAUCGGAAACAGUUGCCGCUGGUCCUACUGAGAUUGCUCUGCCUUCUUCCCACAGGACUGCCCGUUCGCAGCGUGGAUUUUAACCGAGGCACCGACAACAUCACCGUGAGGCAGGGGGACACGGCCAUCCUCAGGUGUGUUGUAGAAGAUAAGAACUCGAAGGUGGCCUGGUUGAACCGUUCUGGCAUCAUUUUUGCUGGGCAUGACAAGUGGUCUCUGGACCCCCGGGUCGAGCUGGAGAAACGCCAUUCUCUGGAAUACAGCCUCCGAAUCCAGAAGGUGGAUGUCUAUGAUGAGGGUUCCUACACUUGCUCGGUGCAGACACAGCAUGAGCCCAAGACCUCCCAAGUUUACUUGAUCGUGCAAGUUCCACCAAAGAUCUCCAACAUAUCCUCGGAUGUCACUGUGAAUGAGGGCAGCAACGUGACCCUGGUCUGCAUGGCUAAUGGCCGUCCUGAACCUGUUAUCACCUGGAGACACCUUACACCAACUGGAAGAGAGUUUGAAGGAGAAGAAGAGUAUCUGGAGAUCCUCGGCAUCACCAGGGAGCAGUCAGGCAAAUACGAGUGCAAAGCUGCCAAUGAGGUCUCCUCGGCGGACGUCAAACAAGUCAAGGUCACUGUGAACUAUCCUCCCACUAUCACGGAAUCCAAGAGCAAUGAAGCCACCACAGGGCGAAAAGCUUCCCUCAAAUGUGAGGCCUCGGCGGUGCCCGCGCCCGACUUUGAGUGGUACCGGGAUGACACCAGGAUAAACAGUGCCAAUGGCCUCGAGAUUAAGAGCACGGAGGGCCAGUCCUCCCUGACGGUGACCAACGUCACUGAGGAGCACUAUGGCAACUAUACCUGCGUGGCUGCCAACAACCUGGGGGUCACCAAUGCCAGCCUCGUCCUUUUCAAGCGUGUUUUACCCACAAUCCCCCACCCUAUUCAAGAAAUUGGCACCACCGUGCACUUCAAGCAAAAAGGACCUGGGUCAGUGAGAGGAAUCAACGGAUCCAUCAGUCUGGCCGUACCACUGUGGCUGCUGGCAGCAUCUCUGCUCUGCCUUCUCAGCAAAUGUUAAUAGAAUAAAAAUUUAAAAAUAAUUAAAAACACACACACACACAAAAAUGCGUCACACAGGAUACAGAGAGCGAGAUGGGGGGAGACUGUUUAUUUCACAACUUUGUGUGUUUGUAAAUGAAGGGGGAAAUAAGAAAACAAAGGAGAAAAAACAGCAUUUAAAACGAUUUCACAGUCCAUCAAUAAAAAUUGGAGUAUAAUUCAGGGUGGGGAAAGUUCUCCCAGGGUAUGUGUGUAUCUAAGCAAAUGUACACUGUAUACAGACGCCAUCGUGGUAAGGAGAUCCCAGCGUUGUAAAAAUAAGAAGUACCAGAUGGAUAAGAACCCCCUACACACACACUUACUCCUUCCUUCAUCCUUUUUCAUCCGUGGGGAAAGAAAAAAUAAGGUCUUGCCUUUGGUGUUUGUAUUUCCAUCCUCAUUUUAUUGUUUUUUAUUUGAGCUGACUCGUAGCCAUUCAGACCAUCUUUGGGAUCCAUGCUGGAGUCCUGCGUUGAGCCUUUAGCUGGCUCUCCUGCCUCCACUAUCUCUCCAAGUUCUAGGACCAUCUCCUUUCCCUCCAGGGUGUUCUAUCUCCCGCACAGCUGCCCCGGAUAGUCCCUUUUGGCCUCACGGCCCGCCGCUCCCCCUCGCUCCCGCCGCCCCGGGGCGCCAGCCACGCCGCAGAUGCCAGAAAGUGUGCGCCUUACCUCUCCCCUCCGCGCCGGCCGUCCCUCGCUCUCAGCGCGGGCGUCUGUGCGUGUGAGCGUGUGCGUCUCUCUCUAAAGCAUGCCGAGGGAAUGGUCCACGUGUACAUAGACCCAUUGUGCUGUCGAUACUGUCCUUCUUUGUGAUCUCGAGAUGCGGCUGUGCCACGGUGCCGGGGCACGCGGUGGGGCAGGAGGCAAGGAGCAGGGCCCCUCCCCCAUCACGGCGCUCACGGGACGUCAGCGUGUGUUCAGACCGAGCUGUGCCCCGCCUCCGGGCAGGAGCUCAUACUCCUCCUAGUCCGGUCAUCAGAACCCAGUCCAGAGUCACUCAGAUUAUCACUGUAAAUGAAAGUGCCUACUAUUGACGGGGUGAGCAAACAGCAGAAAGGAUCAGUGAUGUGGAUGAUGUGACCUAGGAUAGAAGGUUUCUGAUUUCACUCUUGUUUCACGAGUCUGAGGGAUUCACGUAUUUCCUGGCUUUUUGCAGACUUGGUCCUGCUCAGCUGCAGGAAUGAGUAGCAUGUGUUGAGUAAAUUCCCAGAAGCAGGAAGCUCUCCAAGCAUUAACCUCUAAGGAAAGUGUGAUGAGUUGCAUGGAGAUCACGUGGCUGUUUUGCCGUUUUGCCCCCUCCCUGAUCUUCAGAUAACACUGCAUUUGCCCCACAGAUUUCCCUGACUAGAGAUUUUUUUCCCCCCGAUUUCAGAUAAAGUACAGUGAGAGUGAGCAAGGGAGAAACACAGGAUGCCUGGGUCCCUACUCACGGUAUAAAUACUGUCAGAGCUCCAGCACAAAGCACUGACCGUAACAAAAAGGAAUCCACUCUUUGUGCUCCUUUGCAGACCUCUGUCCUAGUGUUCUAGGCUAAUACUUUAUUUGGUUGCCCCCAUUGUCUCCCUCUUGGUCCACCAGUGGUGUUACAGCACCACUGUUCAUAGUGGUCCAUCAUUAUCCAAGGCCAGGCCACUAGGAACGGCAUUAUAUUCCACCUUUCCUGCUCAUUCUAGUCUCCUGAAAAAGAUACAGUGGGGGAUACGGUGUUUUAAGUUUACAUCACAAGAGUCAUCUUGCCAUUAACACUGAAAUGUGAGUUCAUUCUUAACCAGAAGAGCUGGGAAACUUGUAAUAAUUUAGGCAAAAUUUGUAUACAUCCCAUGAAGCUUGGCAUCAGCAUGACAUCAGAAGGAUUUUCUUAGGACACACCUUACAGAGAGUGUUGGCUCUCUGUGUGUAAAUAUCUUUGUCAGGAAACCAACCAUUGCUUUCACUUAGACUAUGGGAGGCAUUGGAAAUGGCUCAGUUCAUGAAAGGACAGAGGAUUGUUACUGAGAUCAUCAUUGAAUGUAUUUCAGCAGAGCCAGCAGGACCUCACCAAGUCUUAGGGCCUGGACCUAGCUGUCACGUGAUAUACGACAGGAAACUUCGUAACUGCAACUCAGAAAAGGAAGGGAGAAGGAAGAAAGGGAGGAAAGAAGGAAGGGAGGAGGAAAUAGAAAGAAAAGGAGGGAGAAAGAGAGAAAGGAAGGGAGGGAGGAGCCAGGAGGAAGAAAGGAAGGAAAAUAAUCUGAAAUUUACCCUGAUACAUUUUAUUAACUGAAGGCUCUUUGCAGUGAGCUCAUCUUCAAAGGGAAAGGUCUUGUUGAUGAGCAGUGCUUUUAAGCUCUUCUAGGGGAUUCUGUCAUUUGUUUUAAAAGCUUAUCACCAGACUUCUCACAAUUUUGCAAUUUAGACAUGAAACGAAAGGACACAUUGGGCUUGGGAGUGGGUAAAAGUACUUGUGGCAGAUCCUGGCAUAAGACCAAAAUUCUUAUCCAAGAUGGUAGCUACGAAAAUGUAGAGAAGGUGAGCCACAUUCCUAUGCAGCAUCAAUUUAUGGACAAUCAGGGAUUUCUCUAACAGUUUAGGCUUCUUAGUCCAGGAAUAAAAGCUUAUCAUCCUUGGUGAUACAUAUUCCCCAUAUUUUGAAGAGUCAGCCACAACCUUAAGUGGAAGCUUUAGAGGAGUGCAUGCUAAUUUAAAGAUACAUAAAAAGAGAAAAGUAACAGGAGUUAAUUCAGUUUAGUGUCAGUUUCAGGAACAGAUCCCCAUGGCAUGUCACAGAUUUUAAUCAUACACCUAGAUUUCUUAUUGUCUCUAGCACAAGGACAAGGUCUUGGUUUUACCGAAGGAGAUUCUCCAUUGAAAGAAAUGUCUUUGCCAUGUCAGCACCAUUUGUUCCCUGAGUUUUAUUAUAAUGGUCCAUAUAUUAAACAUAAUUAAACACUUA
Molecule: messenger RNA, 4533 nt
Organism: Vicugna pacos (alpaca)
Lineage: Eukaryota; Metazoa; Chordata; Mammalia; Artiodactyla; Camelidae
Gene: LSAMP
Product: limbic system associated membrane protein
Source: RefSeq, a predicted model, not a curated record